Oppiella nova is the source of this 948-nucleotide messenger RNA. The record is from the annotation of a GenBank genome assembly. NCBI's taxonomy places the organism in Eukaryota, Metazoa, Arthropoda, Arachnida, Sarcoptiformes, Oppiidae.
UCACAAACCAUGUCAUCAGGAGUUACUGAGAAUAUAUGCGAUGAGAACCAGAACUGUCCGAAAAGGAUUGGAGACAUCCAAUCAAUCGAUGAUUUGGAUUUCAAUAAACUGGAUCUCAUUAUGGGAGACACACCCGAAGACAUUAAUAAUAAGUGCUUACAGUUAUGUAAGGAUUAUUUGUCAGGCAAUUGGACGCAACAAACAUUGGACACAAUUGAAGUGCGAAGAGUUUCGGGGGGAUUGACUAAUCAGUUGUAUUAUUGCGGGAUUAGAAACCCAUUGAAUAAGUCAGAUGUGCCACAAGAGGUAGCCAUCAGACUGUAUGGACCCAAGCAUUUUAAUAAGGGUGAGAACCCGGGUAAUGAGAGACUCACCGAUACUAUCAUAUCGAUUAUGAUAUCUGAAAACAAAUUGGGGCCUAAAAUAUACGGACUCUUCGAAAGCGGACAAAUACAACAGUUUUAUCAUCACCGACAGUUUAAACCUGAAGAACAGAAAGAUCCCAAACUAGUGACCGAAGUGUUUCAAAAGUUGGCCCGAAUUCACGCCAUGGAUGUGCCCAUCAGGCGCGGCACCAUUUGGUUCAUCAAUGAUAUGUAUGAGUCGUACAAAUGGAUUGUCGAUAACAGCGUUUCCUACAAUCAAUGGCUCGAUGAAUACAAUUGCAAACUAUUAAAAGAAUGCGAUUUUAAGGCACACAUCGAAUAUAUUAAGGAUUUAUGCCAAAAGUCCGAGAGUCCAGUGNGGAUUUAUGCCAAAAGUCCGAGAAUAGUUGUAUGUGAUUUCGAGUACGCCAGUUAUGGUCUCCGGGGCUUUGAUUUUGUGUCUAUACUCAGCGAAUGGGGACGAAAACAGUUUGAUUUCAAGUCCAUCGAUGGUCUCCCACAAGACGACUCUGUAUUCAAUCCAUUGGUUGAGAUAUACGUUAAGGAAUGCGAAAGAAUUUUC